ACAAAUGUCAUAUUCUGGCGAUAAAUUGAGAGGUCCUUGUACCUCAUAUCUGCAGAAUUAAUAACAGUUUAUUCUAAAGACGAUGUUACAGAAUUCUCAUCCAGCUGCAUAGUGUUAUUUUAGCUAUAUGCUUAGAAAUUUAUGCUAAGUUGGAACCUGGUGUGCUGUGAUGCGUGCACCGUGAUGGCGGCGCGGUGAGGCGCGGCGCGGCGCCGGCAUGGCGGACGAGGCGGGCGCCGACGUCGGCCAGAGCGACGCCGUGCUGCUGGCGCCGCUCACCGAGGACUCGUUCCUGCACAACCUGCACGUGCGUUACAAGCGGGACAUCAUUUACACAUAUGUUGGCAACGCGUUGGUGUCAGUGAAUCCAUGCCGCGCGCUGCCGCAGUACUCCGCCGAGCUGGUGCGCGCCUACCUCGCGCGCCCGCCCUACCAGCUGCCGCCCCACCUAUACGCGAUAACGGCAACCGCUUACCGCUGGGUGCGCGACCGCAACGAGAGCCAGUGCAUCGUGAUCACGGGCGAGAGCGGCGCCGGCAAGACCGAGGCGGCGCGCGUGUGCCUGCAGUGCGCCGUGGUGGCCGGCGGCGGCGCGGGCGGCCAGGGCGGCCAGGGCGGCCAGGGCGGCCAGGGCGGCCAGGGAGCCCGGCCCGACCAGGGCGGCGCGCUGGCCGCCGCCGGCACGCUGCUCGAGGCCUUCGGCAACGCCGCCACCGCCAGGAAUCAUAACGCCAGUCGAUUUGGCAAGCUGCUGGACAUCGAGUUUGAUUUCAAGGGCGAGCCCGUGGGCGGACAUAUAACGCACUACUUAUUGGAAAAGGAGCGAGCGAGCGGAGCAUUAGAGGGAGAGCGCAACUUCCACGUGUUGUACCAGCUGCUGGCCGGGGCCGAGCCACAUCUGCUCACAUACUUAUUCGCAGAGAGACUGAAACUCCAGCGGUCGUGGGAGCACUACGCGGUGCUGCGGGGCUGCGGCGCCGCGCCCGCGCCGGCGCCCUGCUCCCCGCGCCGCACGCCGCCGCCGCCGCCGCCGCCGCCGCCCGGCGUCCGCGAGCACGCCGACAAGGACCACUUCCAGUUCACCAAGGCGGCGAUGGCGAGACUCGGUCUGAGCGCCAGCGAGUGCGGCGGCGUCCUGCGCCUGCUGGCCUUCCUGCUGAAGCUGGGCAACGUGCAGUUCGAGCCCACCACCACCAUCGACGGCGCGCUCGCCACCUGCCUCCACCACGAGUACGAGCUGCGCGAGGCGUGCGCGCUGGUGGGCGUGGAGGCGGCGGCGCUGGCGGCCGCGCUGGGCGCGCCGCCGCCCGGCGAGCCCGGAGACCACUCGCCCGAAUGCGAGACAGGGGAAGAGGAGAGCUCCAGCGCCAGCGGGUCGGGCUGCGCGCGGGGGGGAGGGCAGGGCGCAUGCGCGGGCUGCGGGCAGUGCGGCGGCGCCGGCGCCGAGUGGGCGCGCGCGCGCCGCGACCGCCUGCUGCAGGCGCUGUACGCGCGCCUGUUCGCCUGGCUGCUCGCCCGCGUCAACGACGCUAUCAAGCCGGCGGAGCCCGGCAAGCGUCGCUCCCUCGGCAUCCUCGACGUGUACGGCUUCGAGGCGCUCGCGCAGAACGGGCUCGAGCGUCUGCUCAUCAACUACGCGGCCGAGCGACUCCAGGCGGCCGUCACCAACGCGACGCUCCGCCGGGAGCAGGAGGAGUACGCCCGCGAGCAGCUCGCCUGGACGCCGCUGCCGUACCGCGACCACGAGCAGCACGCCGACCUGCUGGACGCGGGCCCGGACAGCGUGCUGGGCUGCCUGCGCGAGGCGGGCGCCGGCGAUGCCGGCUUCAUCGCGCGCUUGCAGCGGCGGCGCCACCCACACCUGCGGGUUUUACCGCCCGACCACUUUCAAGUGACCCACUUCGCCGGGCCCGUGGUGUACAGCGCGCGCGGCAUGGUGAGCAAGAACCGCGACGUGGUGUGCCGCAGCUGCUGCGCCGCGCUGGCGGCCGCGCGCGAGCCGCUGCUGGCGGCGCUCUUCCCGCCCGAGCGCGCCGCGCCCAACCCCAGAGGUCAGACGUCUCACCGGGAACAGUUUCGUUCGUUAACAUUGUUAUAUUCACGGCAGGUUCGCCUCGUCGUCCGGCGGCGCUGGCGUGCCGGCAGCGCGCGCUGGUGGGUGCGCUGCUGCGGCGGCUGCCGGCCGCGCCGCGCCUUGUGCGCUGCCUGCGCGCCGACCCCGCGCUGCGCCCGCACCGGUUCGACACCGCGCUGCUGCGCCACCAGCUGCGCACCCAGGGGUGAGUGUCGCCUGUUGCUACACACGGUGCUAGUGUUGCUGCUGCGGCGGCUGCCGGCCGCGCCGCGCCUGGUGUGCUGCCUGCGCGCCGACCCCGCGCUGCGCCCGCACCGGUUCGACACCGCGCUGCUGCGCCACCAGCUGCGCACCCAGGGCAUCAUGGACAUGGCGCUGCUGCGGCGCGCGGGCUGGUGCGAGGCGUGGUGCGCGCGCGGCGUGGUGGCGCGCUACGGGCUGCUGGCCGCGCAUGCGCAGCGCGCCGAGCCCGCCGACCCCGUGCGCGCCGCCCGAGCGCUGCUGCGCAAGCUGCCCAUCCCCAGCGCGGAGUUCGCCUACGGCAGGACGAAGGUCUUCAUACGGAGCCCGAGGACUGUUUGGGAGCUAGAAGCGUUACGGUCAGCGAGAGUAGAGGAACUAAUCCGAGCGGUGCAAGCGGCGUGGCGGAGACACAGGCAGAGGAGACGAGCGCGCGCGCAGCGCGUCAUCGCACGCGCGUGGCGCGCCAGCCGCGCGCGGCGCGCGCAGCCCGGCCGAGCGAGUCAGCCGAGGCUGACGGGAGAAAGUGCUCCGGCCCCAGUGUGCGCGCGCACCGCGGCCGCAGCGAGCAUCUGGCGCUGGUGGAGCACGACGGCGCGGCGCCAGUACCUGGCGGGGCUGUGGCGGCGGCUGCCGGCGCGCCACCGCAGCCCGCUGUGCGCCGCCUGGCCCGCGCCGCAGCGCCCGGCGCUGCUCGCCCGCACCGACGCGCUGCUGCGGAGACUGCACCACAGGUGGCGGUGCCAGGUGUACCGUCAGGCCUUCGAUCAGACGGCCAGAAACAGGAUGCGGGAGAAGGUGACGGCGUCGGUGCUGUUCAAGGAGCGCAAGGCGCGCUACGGCGCGUCGGUGGCGCACCCGUUCGUGGGCGACUACGUGCGCCUGCGCGCCUCGGGCGCCUGGCGCCGCGGGCCCGCCGCGCCGCACGACCGCUACGUCGUGUUCGCCGACGUCGUCGGCAAGGUGGCACGUUCAUCAGGGCGCGUGGCUCGCUGCCUCGCCGUGCUGAGCACGGCGGCGCUGCUGCUGCUGGACGCGCGCUCGCUGCGCGUGAAGCGGCGCGUGCCGGCGCACGCCGUGUACAGGCUGUCGCUGUCGCCGCACGCCGACGACCUUCUCGUGGUGCACGUGCGCGCGUGUGCCAGCGGCGCGACGGCGGGCGACAGUUCGGGCGAGGAGCUGUCGCAGUGCUCGUCGCGCGACGCGCCGCUCGCGCCAGGGUGCCUUUUUGCGGGCGAGGGCGCGUGGCGGCGGCGCGGCGACCUGGUGCUGCGCACGUGCCACGUGCUGGAGCUGGCCACCAAGCUGUUCCUCGUCGUGCAGAACGCCGUCGGACAGACGCCGCACGUCAACAUCGCCUCCGAGUGAGUAUAUAACAUGAUACUCCAGGGCGAGGGCGCGUGGC
Molecule: messenger RNA, 3719 nt
Organism: Cydia fagiglandana
Lineage: Eukaryota; Metazoa; Arthropoda; Insecta; Lepidoptera; Tortricidae
Product: unconventional myosin-Ib-like
Exons: 22
Coding region: 218-3682 (1154 amino acids)
Biological process (GO): actin filament organization; vesicle transport along actin filament
Cellular component (GO): microvillus; myosin complex; actin cytoskeleton
Molecular function (GO): ATP binding; microfilament motor activity; actin filament binding
Source: RefSeq, a predicted model, not a curated record